GCGACGCAUUUUAAACAAAAACCCACUGCAAUACAUAUAACAAGAACCUUCUCGAACUUAAAUAAGACUUUUGCCCUUUAUAUCUUUAUCUUUAUCUGUGAAGGGAAAUCAAAAUCAUUCAUCAAGCAAAACUUGUCGCUUAAUGAGGGGAAGAAGCUACAGUUACAGUCCUUCACCUCCUCCAAGGGGUUAUUAUGGAAGGAGAUAUCGGAGUCCUAGUCCAAGGAAUCGUUAUGGCGGGCGUUCCAGGGAUCUUCCGACAAGUCUUCUGGUUCGCAAUCUUCGUCAUGAUUGCAGGACUGAAGACCUCCGUGGACCCUUUGGGCAUUUUGGUCCUCUAAAGGAUAUAUACUUGCCUCGGGACUAUUAUACUGGGGAGCCUCGCGGUUUUGGAUUUGUCCAAUAUGUAGAUCCAGCUGAUGCUGCAGAUGCUAAGCAUCAUAUGGAUGGUGAAAUUCUUCUUGGUCGGGAACUAACUGUUGUCUUUGCUGAAGAAAAUAGGAAGAAACCAGCAGAAAUGAGGGCAAGAGAACGUGUAAGGGGACGAUCAUAUGACCGCAAGCGAUCUCCACAAUGUUAUUCACGAUCACCUCGUUAUAGACGAAGUUAUUCUCGUAGUCCACUGUAUUAUUCUCGUUCUCCCAGGCAAAGAAAUUAUUCAAGGUCAAUUUCUCCUAGAGACAGAAGAUACAGAGAACAAUCUUUCUCAAGGUCCCCUUAUGCCCCAAGGAGCCAGAGCAGGACCCCAAGCCGGAGCAGGAGCAGGAGUCGGAGCGUAGAGUAUUCUAGGUAAUUGAUUAGGUACAAAGUAAUGAGAGAUUCGUCUGGGCACUGGUCUGAUGUGCUAUCAUGAGCUAGUAUUGGAUUUUCUAGAGUUGGUGACUCAUGAUUUGGUAGAAUAAUGAGUUAUAGACUUGGCAAUUAAUCCGGUAUCUGCAUUGUCAUAAUCCUCAUGUCUUAACCUCUUAUCCCCAAUUGUUUUCAAGUAGUGAGAUGAUGUGUGCUAAUGGGUAGUAUUAAAGUGACGUUUUUA
This is a messenger RNA of Ricinus communis (castor bean), 1033 nucleotides long. RefSeq names its product serine/arginine-rich SC35-like splicing factor SCL33. Lineage: Eukaryota; Viridiplantae; Streptophyta; Magnoliopsida; Malpighiales; Euphorbiaceae. The record is from RefSeq and is a predicted model, not a curated record. The transcript is spliced from 6 exons. Bases 143 to 793 code for a protein of 216 amino acids. Gene Ontology annotation, molecular function: RNA binding.